Pristis pectinata (smalltooth sawfish) is the source of this 3989-nucleotide messenger RNA. RefSeq names its product xylulokinase homolog (H. influenzae) (gene xylb). Gene Ontology annotation, cellular component: cytosol. The transcript is spliced from 19 exons. The coding region runs from base 89 to 1483 and encodes 464 amino acids. The record is from RefSeq and is a predicted model, not a curated record. Gene Ontology annotation, biological process: D-xylose metabolic process; xylulose metabolic process. Gene Ontology annotation, molecular function: D-xylulokinase activity. NCBI's taxonomy places the organism in Eukaryota, Metazoa, Chordata, Chondrichthyes, Rhinopristiformes, Pristidae.
CGCCUCGCGCUCCUGUUAGCCCCGCCCCCGCCUCUUGCUGCCGUUAGCCUGGCGCCAUCCUUUCCCCUCCCCGCCAGCCGUGGUGAGCAUGGCGGCGGGCGGAGACCGCUACCUGGGCGUCGAUCUCAGCACGCAGCAGAUGAAAGCCAUAGUUAUUGAUGAUAAUCUGAAUGUAAUCCAUGAGACCAAUGUGAAGUUUGAUGAUGAUUUGCCAGAGUUUAGGACUCAGAGUGGCGUCCAUGUACAGAGUGACAAGCUAACUGUUACAACACCUGUCCUGCUGUGGGUAAAGGCAUUGGAUUUACUCUUGGAGAAGAUGAAGGCCACAAACCUUGAUUUUUCAAAAUUGAAAUCUUUGUCUGGUUCUGGCCAACAACAUGGCAGCGUUUAUUGGAAAGAGGGAGCCAAUCAGACCUUGAAAAACAUGCCUGCUGACCGUUCUCUGCACCAGAUAUUGGAGUCCAGUUUCUCAGUGAAGGAUUCUCCUGUCUGGAUGGACUCCAGUACCACUGAAGAAUGCCGCCAACUAGAAAAGUGUGUUGGAGGGCCACAGAAACUGGCUGACAUCACUGGAUCACGUGCUUAUGAGCGUUUCACAGGAAACCAAAUUGCAAAGAUCAACAAGAAGAACCCUGAAGAAUACAAGAAAACUGAGAGAAUCUCUCUGGUCAGCAGCUUUAUUGCUUCCCUAUUUCUUGGAAACUAUGCAGCAAUUGAUUAUAGUGAUGGUUCCGGUAUGAAUUUGAUGGAUAUCCAUACCCAUGAGUGGUCUCAGCAGUGUCUUGAUGCCUGUGCUCCUUAUCUGAAGGAAAAGCUUGGUGUCCCGCUGCCAUCGCACUCUGUAUUGGGGUCAAUAUCACCAUACUUUGUAAAACGGUUUGGAUUUAGUUCUGAGUGUAAGGUUAUUGCAUUCACAGGAGACAAUCCAGCAUCACUGGCAGGAAUGCGACUUCAGCAGGGAGAUAUAGCAGUAAGUCUUGGAACAAGUGAUACUGUCUUUCUCUGGAUUCAGGACCCAAGACCUACACUGCAGGGACAUAUCUUCUGCAACCCAGUUGACAGCAAUGACUACAUGGCCCUCAUCUGUUUUAAGAAUGGCUCCUUAACAAGAGAGAGGAUCCGUGAUGAGAGUGCUACUGGUUCAUGGGAGGAAUUUACAAAAACUAUGAAAGCCACUUGUCCUGGGAAUAAUGGAAAUUUAGGUUUUUAUUUUGAUGUAAUGGAGAUCACUCCCGCUGCCAUUGGUGUUCAUCGAUUCAAUGGUAGAAAUUGCAAAGUCUCAGAGUUUUCAAAAGAAGUGGAGGUUCGAGCUGUUCUAGAGAGUCAGGCUUUGGCUAAAAGGGCAUAUGCUGAGAAGUUGGGCUAUAAAGUCUUGAAAGGGACCAGAGUUCUGGCCACUGGAGGUGCUUCCACAAACGCAGAUAUCCUACAGGUCUUGGCAGAUGUGUUCAAUGCCCCAGUGUACACAAUAGACACAAACUAAUUCAGCUUGCCUGGAUCUGCUUACAGAGCAAAACAUGGUUUGGAAGCAGCAACGGGACAGUCCUUUGCAGAUUCAGUGAAAAUGGCAGCAUCACCAAAACUGGCAGUCAAACCCAUGUAUGAAGCAGAUAAGAUAUAUUGUCCGAUCCUAGCACGAUAUCAGGAGCUGGAAAUGUUGGUGCGGAACACUCCCUGAGUGAUGAAGAUCUGAUCUGGAUGCACCCGAAGAUCUUCCAAGAAGAGGCCUUUCAGUUCGUUAUGCCUGUACCGACUGUUUUAAAGAGAUUUACAUCAGUUUUUCUUUCUUUUUUCCUUAAGCUUAAUCCACAGUGUAUAUUCAGUUAUCUUUCGUACAUUCCAGUGGAAUCCGAUUCCAACAUACAGGUAACGUAUUCCAUCUCUUUGCAUGAAGGAAUUUCUUCUCUAAAGGGUAGGCCAAUUGUUUUAAAUCUGUGCACUUGCAAGAAAAACCAGGUUCUCCCUACUCUAAGCUCCUCUGUCAGAUCCCCAUUUAACCUUCUGUGUUGUUAGGAGAACAAUCCCACCUUCUUCCAGUAUCACCACAUAGCUGAACCUCAAGUCUGGCACCACCUCCUGAUGUACCACCUCUGUGACCUCUCCAUGGUGAAAUCCUAACCAUGGUGUAGUAGCCAGAAUUUUGCACAGCACUCUAGAUUGAGGCCUAAGCAGUGAUAUCUAAAAGGUUGGCACAACUUCCUUAUUUCAGUGGGGUGAACCAGUGGUGCAGCCGUUAGUGCUGAUGCCUCACAACUCGAGAAAGCGGACUUGAUCAUGGGUGCUGUCGGUGCGGAGUUUGCCUGUUUUCCCUGUGACUGCAUGGGUUUUCUUUCAGUGCUCCAGUUUCCCUCUGCAUCCCACAGACAUGCUAGGAGAUUAAUGAACCACUGUAAAUCACCCCAUAGUGUAGGUUAAUGCAGACUGAAUCAAAUGGGCAUGUGUGAGAGAGAAAAAGUUGGAGGGGUACAGGGGGAAUGGAACUAAUGGGAUCAUUCCCCUGGCAUCUGGAAUGAACCUGAUAAGCUGAAUGACCUGUUAUAAAAAUGGGAUAAUAUUGACUGCCCCCAUCUACAAAGUCCAAGAUAUAUUUUCUAAGUUAGAGAAACUGUACACUGCCACCUUCAAGGUCUGGUCAAUCUACACCCCGAAUACCUUUGUUUUUGCAUCCUUUUCAAAAUAAUAUUGUUUAGAUUGUAGCACCUACCCAAGUUCACUUUUGCGAUGUGCCUGUCCAUCUCACCUGUCUGUCCAUGUUCUCCUGGUUUCCUGCUAACUUGUUCAGCAUUUACUGUUACCAAGUGUCACCCACACAACUGUACUCCCCUUGGCCUCCCUGUUAAUUUAUUAAAAGCUGUUUGAUUGAAAUUGUAAUUAUUAUUGAAAUUAUUUAUAGUUAUUAGAGAAUCCGUUCUCAAAAUCCUCAGACCACACAGUAACUUCGUAUUUUCCCAGUAUUUUGUUGAUAAAAUUCCUGUAGUUUUCUUGUGCCAAGUGUAAAUGCAAUGGCAUUAUAAUGUUAUAAUAAACAGUAAAAAUAUCCAGCUGUUACAUAUAGCUAAGAAUGGUGUAACUAAUUAACACAUAGCUCAAUGCCAGCAAUGACUCAUUGAGUGUAUUAGGCCAUAUGGCCUGUUUUAGUGCUGUAUUUUUCUAUCUAAUUCUGUGUAAUUGUUCUAGUGCUGUUUCAUUCAUCUCUUCAUUUCAGCAUUAAAAUCCCCCUACACACACAUACACACACCACACGCGCGCGCGCACACACACACACACACACACACCCUACACACUCACCCUACACACUCACACCACACACAUACACCAUACACACUACACACACAUACACACACACCCUACACACUCACACCACACACAUACACCACACACACACCACACAUACACACUGCACACACACACACCACACAGCAAACACACCACAAACACACCACACACACACCCUACACACUCACACCGCACACUCACACCACACACAUACACACACACCACACACAUACACCACACACACACACCACACAUACACAGUACACACACACCACACACACACAAACACCACACACAUACACACACCACACACACAUACACACCACACACUCUACACACACACCACACACAAACACCACACACACGCGCCACACAAACCACACACACACUACACACAAACACACACACACACACACACACACAGGAGAAUUGGUAAUGAGGAAACAUGGAUCCCAGCAUUCCACCUUCGGGGUAACAGAAGGAGAUUGGAGGAAUUGCUGGGGACAUGUUGGGGCCUCAGUGUUUACGUUAUAUCAAAUUUAGGUGUUAACAUUGGAGGGAUGGCAGAAACAAAGUGAGGAUUUCCAAUCUUGAGGUCUUGGGAACAAUUAAAUCUGAGUGGAAGAUUGUUCCAGGUCAACAACCCUUCAUUAGACGGGAAAGAGAGAAAACAAGUUAGUUUAAAUAGUGAGAAGGUGGAGGGAGGGAGGGAU